AUGACCUGGAAGGAUAUCGCGCCUGUGCCGACGGCGCAGGAAUUCAUUGACAUCGUCCUAUCGCGGACGCAGAGGCGGUUGCCGACUCAGAUCCGUGCUGGAUUCAAGAUUAGCAGAAUCCGAGCUUUCUACACCCGCAAGGUCAAGUUUACGCAGGAAACAUGCAGCGAAAAGUUUGGCGCGAUCGUCUCGAGCUUUCCGGUCCUCACAGAUCAGCAUCCCUUCCACCGCGACUUGAUGAACAUCCUAUAUGAUGCCGAUCAUUUUAAGGUGGCCCUUGGGCAAGUCUCGACGGCGAAGCACCUAAUCGAGACUAUCUGCCGAGAUUAUGUCCGCCUACUGAAGUAUGCGCAAAGUUUGUACCAGUGCAAGCAGCUCAAGAGGGCCGCCCUGGGUCGUAUGGCCACUCUCAUCAAGCGUUUAAAAGACCCCCUUCAGUACCUCGACCAGGUUCGCCAGCACUUGGCUAGGUUACCCGACAUCAACCCGACCACGCGGACUCUGCUUGUCGCUGGCUUCCCGAACGUCGGAAAGAGCUCCUUCGUCCGCUCAGUUACUCGAGCUGAUACGCCGGUCGAGCCUUAUGCUUUCACAACGAAGAGUUUGUUUGUCGGUCAUCUCGACUACAAAUACCUCCGAUAUCAAGUAAUAGACACGCCGGGAAUUCUCGAUCACCCGCUAGAAGAGAUGAAUACGAUCGAAAUGCAGAGUGUCACGGCUUUGGCUCACCUCAGAGCUGCAGUCCUCUUCUUCAUUGAUAUUAGCGAGCAAUGUGGCUAUUCCCUACCAGCCCAGUGCAACCUCUUCAAGUCCAUCAAGCCGCUUUUCGCCAACAAGAUGGUCUUCAUCGUGUUGAACAAGAUGGAUAUCAAGGCCUUCGAGGAUUUGGAGCCGGAGAUGCAGGCUGAGCUGCAGGAUCUGACAAAGUCGGGCGAUGUGGAACUGCUGCGCGCUUCUUGUGCCACGCAGGAUGGUGUGCAGGAUGUGAAGAACCACGUCUGCGAGCGGCUACUUGCCGAGCGGGUAUCACAGAAGCUCAAGGCGGGUACCGCAAGCAAUGGCGCCCUUGGUUCCCGCCUUACCGAGGUCAUGGCUCGGAUUCACGUCGCCCAGCCGAUGGACGGUGUCACAAGGGAGACAUUUAUCCCGGAAGCCGUCAAGAACCAGAAGAAAUACGACAAGAGCGACCCCGAGAGGAGGAUUUUGGCGAGAGAUGUCGAGGAGGCCAACGGUGGCGCUGGUGUGUUCAACGUCGAUCUCAGGAAAGACUACAUCCUGGCAGACCCGUCGUGGAAGUACGACAAGAUCCCCGAAAUCUACGACGGCAAGAACGUCUACGAUUAUGUCGAUCCGGAUAUCGACGCUAAGCUCGCAGCUCUUGAGGAGGAGGAAGAGCGGCUGGAAAAAGAGGGCUUCUACGAGUCAGAUUCCGACAUUGGCGACGAAUCCGAGGAGGAAGUGCUGCAGAAGGCCGAGUACAUUCGCGAGAAGCACAAGCUGAUCCGCAACGAGGCCAAGAUGCGCAAGUCGCUCAAGAAUCGCGCCAUAAUACCACGCAAGAACCAGAAGAAGCCCUUCUCCCAGCUGGAAGACCAUCUCGACCAGCUUGGCGUCGACACCGAGGCUAUCGGCCUGCGGGCGCGGUCGCAGGUCGUGCAGCCGACGCGCGGACGGUCUGUCACACGCAGCCGCGCAGGUACGGCCGAUCCGGACGCCAUGGACGUCGACGAGCUGCCGACCAACAAGCAGCGCCUACGGUCGGCCAGCCGCGCCCGCUCGGUGGCGGCCACCAACCGCCGCGAGGACGGUGUGCAGGACGCGACGGCGCGGACGGCGGCCGAACGACAGGCCAAGCUCAGCCAACGCAAGAUGAACCGCAUGGCGAGGCAGGGCGAGGCCGACAGGCAUAUUGGUGCGACUAUGCCAAAGCAUCUGUUCUCUGGGAAGCGCACUAUUGGCAAGACCAGUCGCCGCUGA
Messenger RNA from Chaetomium strumarium, 1977 nucleotides. RefSeq names its product P-loop containing nucleoside triphosphate hydrolase protein. The coding region runs from base 1 to 1977 and encodes 658 amino acids. Gene Ontology annotation, biological process: ribosomal large subunit biogenesis. Gene Ontology annotation, cellular component: nucleolus. Gene Ontology annotation, molecular function: GTP binding; RNA binding; GTPase activity. NCBI's taxonomy places the organism in Eukaryota, Fungi, Ascomycota, Sordariomycetes, Sordariales, Chaetomiaceae. The record is from RefSeq and is a predicted model, not a curated record. The transcript is spliced from 14 exons.